GAACCCUUGUGGGGUAUCGAGGCACGAAACGCUGCGAUCGCUAACCAGUAUUUCACGUGUGCCGUAAACCGCGUCGGCACUGAGCAAUUCCCACACGAGUUCACGUCAGGAGACGGAAAGCCUGCUCACCGUGACUUCGGCAAUUUUUACGGUUCCAGUUAUGUGUCAGCACCUGAUGGCUCUCGUACCCCGGGACUGUCGAGGACGAAGGAUGGGUUGUUGGUUGCUGAAUUAGACCUGAAUCUCAUCCGACAGUCGCGGGAUCAUUGGGGAAUCAUUAUGACCAGACGACUGCCGCUGUAUGCCGAAUCUUUUGCAAGAGCAUGCAGGCCGGACUUCAAGCCGCACAUCAUCAUGUGAAAUAUAUCUUAAAUUACAUCAGCAUAUCACUAGCAUAUCAAUUUGGAGUCGACAAAUCGCUGUAUUUUACGGCUGCGUGAUCGAAAUAAAAACAAAAAAAGUUCUGCC
Molecule: messenger RNA, 468 nt
Organism: Notodromas monacha
Lineage: Eukaryota; Metazoa; Arthropoda; Ostracoda; Podocopida; Cyprididae
Source: the annotation of a GenBank genome assembly